Molecule: messenger RNA, 2154 nt
Organism: Felis catus (domestic cat)
Lineage: Eukaryota; Metazoa; Chordata; Mammalia; Carnivora; Felidae
Gene: ISG20L2
Product: interferon stimulated exonuclease gene 20 like 2
Exons: 4
Coding region: 375-1421 (348 amino acids)
Biological process (GO): intrinsic apoptotic signaling pathway in response to DNA damage by p53 class mediator
Cellular component (GO): nucleus
Molecular function (GO): nucleic acid binding; 3'-5'-RNA exonuclease activity
Source: RefSeq, a predicted model, not a curated record
CGGGGGCGCUGCGGGCGCGUGCGCGUCGGCCCCCGGCGCGGUCCAACCCGCGCGCCUGCCGGCCCGGGCCUCGCCGGCGCGCGCCGACUUCCGCCUCCGGUUCCGGGCGCUUCCGCUCUUAGCUGGGCCGGCGAGGAGAUUCGUACCUGUUCUGGGCGGUCGCUCUGAUGUCUUUCCAGCUUUAAGUCGUCCGGAGAUGGGUCUUACUGUUUCACGGAGCCUAUGGGCUCCGUUGUCAGGAUUACUCUCUUCCCCAGGGUGUCCUACAGACCUCCAGACGUUGGCCUGUGGGAUUCAGCAGAAGAUGAGGCCUCUAUCUUCCUGUCGUCAGUAAGCCGCUCCUCGCAACUGCUCUCCCGCCGUCCACUGUCCUCAUGUCUACCUUACUCCUCAAUUUGGAUUUCGGUGAACCUCCCCCCAAAAAGGCAUUAGAGGGGAAUGCCAAGCACCGAAAAUUUGUCAAGAAGAGGAGGUUCUUGGAACGGAGAGGUUUUCUGAAUAAGAAGAACCAGCACCCUAGCAAGGUGCCUAAGCUGCACCCAGACCCUCCGAAGAAAGGGGAAGCUCCUAGGGUGGAUGGCACUUGGAAGGUCUCUCACCUUCCAAAGAAGAAGACCGCCGCCUCCAGCAGCGGACCAGAGCAGCCCCUGGACAGGAAAGCUGCGGUGCCUUGGCUGACCCCUGCCCCUUCACAGAAGGCUGGGUCUGUCGUGGCCAAAGUAGAUUUGCUGGGGGAAUUCCAGAGUGCUCUUCCAAAGACUAGGAGCCACCCAGCUCGCUCCCAGAAGAAGGGUCCCCAGAAGAACCCUACUCAGAAAAACGCCCCACAGAACUCCACCCAAUCUCAUUUGGAGAAUAAAUGCUCCGGAGCGUCGCAGAAGACACCAGGGAAAAUGGUGGCGAUUGACUGUGAGAUGGUGGGCACAGGACCCAAGGGGCACGUCAGUUCCUUGGCUCGAUGUAGCAUCGUCAACUACCACGGAGAUGUGCUUUAUGAUGAGUACGUCCUCCCCCCCUGCCACAUCGUGGACUACCGGACCAGAUGGAGUGGCAUCCGGAAGCAGCACAUGGUGAAUGCCACACCCUUCAAGGUCGCUCGGAGCCAGAUCUUGAAGAUCCUCGCAGGGAAGAUAGUGGUGGGGCAUGCCAUCCACAACGACUUCAAAGCCCUUCAGUACUCCCACCCCAAGUCUCUCACCCGCGACACCUCCCACAUCCCUCCCCUCAACCGGAAGGCCGAGUGCCCAGAGAACGCCACCGUGUCCCUCAAGUGUCUCACCAAGAAGCUUCUGAACCGGGACAUCCAGGUUGGGAAAAGCGGGCAUUCCUCCGUGGAAGACGCUCAGGCCACCAUGGAGCUGUACAAGUUGGUUGAAGUCGAGUGGGAACAGCACCUGGCCCAGAAUCCCCCAAAGGACUAGCGGCCGCGGAGGCACCGGUGACGAGAGGUGGAGAGCAGCACCGUGCCCGGGAGGACCGGGCAGCAGGACUGGACAGCGGCCCGGCUCGCUGCCCCAACCGGGAGAGACCGGCUCCACCCCAGACUUAGUCUUCAUUGAAAUUUCACCUCCGGUGUCGUGUCGUGUCUGGUUGAGAAUCCCGCGAGGGAGGAAGCCCCCGUGUCAGGACCAGCCCUGGACUGUUUCCCUCCUAAAUGGUGCUAACUGCAGGUCCCAGGUGCUUGGCUCCAGGCGGGCCUUUUGACUUCGAGGGGCGGGGCAUACUGGGAACCGUUUCCCAAACUGCCUUAUCACUAGGGUGGCCGCAUGUCCGUUUUAUGCCUUUGGUCCUCACGUAAAUAGCAGUGCCCUCUUUCGCGGUCAGAAGUGCGCUGGUUGGCUGGUCACACCGCGUGUCACAGACUCUGCCCUUGGCCUUGUCUGCAUCGGAGACAUAGCGCCCGUCCUUAGGGGAGCCAUCCCUGGUGAGGUUCAGUUCUUAGGGGUAGGAGAGUGGGACUUGGAGAUCAAUUUUUCUGAUUUUGGAAAGCAACGUCUCUCCUAAAGCGUUAGAGGAUUUAUUUAAUUUAGAUCCCACUUGGUAGGUUAGAAAAGAACUUAAAGUGUUUUCAUGGUUUUUAGUCUUUUACUUCAUUAAAACAAAUCUUUAAGGACUCAAAUUAUUCCCUUGAUAAAUUUUUAUAAUGGAAAAACA